UGCUGUUCAGUCCCGAGCUCUGUGGCAAAAUGUCAUUCACUGAUGUGCUGGCCAUCGUUGGGGGAUUUACUGUUGUUUUCCACUUGCUGAAACUGGCCUGGAGAUGCUGGUGUGGAUUCAGACAGUUUGUUUUGUCUGAGCUUUGGCAUGUGGAUUUAAGGAAAUAUGGGCAAUGGGCAGUUGUCACUGGUGCCUCAUCUGGCAUUGGUAAAGCUUAUGCCAUUGAGCUGGCACAAAGAGGCCUGGAUGUUGUUUUGGUAAGCAGAUCUGAUGAUAAGCUUCAAAUGAUUGCCAAAGAGAUAGAGGAUCAGUAUGGACGAAAGACUCGCACCAUCCAAGUGGACUUCACAGACGGCCAAAGUAUCUACGUUGCUAUAGCUGAAGAACUACAGGGACUGGAGAUUGGGAUUCUGGUUAACAACGUAGGAAUGACCUAUUCUGAUCAUUUUGCCUAUUUCCUGGAAAUACCAGAUGCUGAACAGAAAAUCCCUCAGAUUAUCAACUGCAACAUGCUGUCAGUCCCUCAGAUGACCAGACUGAUUCUUCCAGGCAUGGUUGAAAGAGGGACAGGGCUGAUCAUCAAUAUCUCCUCUGCAGUGGGCAUCCGUCCACAGCCUUUGUUGUCCCUUUAUUCUGCCACUAAGAUUUUUGUAACAUAUUUCUCUCAGUGUCUGCAUGCAGAAUACCAGUCAAAGGGAAUUAUUGUCCAGUGUGUGGCCCCCUCCAUGGUGUCCACCAACAUGACGAAAAACAUCCCAGUCAACUGCUUUGUGAAGAGUGCUUCCGGGUUCGCCCGUGAGGCCUUGAACACCGUGGGUCAUUCCAGCUACACCAGCGGCUGUCUGUCCCACGCACUCCAGAACAUUGCUCUCACAAUACUCCUGCCGGACUGGAUUCGUAUGUCACCGUUCUUCAUAAGAAAGCUACGAAACCUCGCAAAAGCCAGCAAAUAUGAUAUAAGAGAGUGCAAGAAAACGGAGAAGCUUGGUGAAAAGGAGGAGUAGCUGAAGUUCUUACUGACAUGAAUGUUGACUUUUACAGGCUUUAUAAUAGCCUAUCAUCACUGUAAGUCUUCUCAGAUACCUAAAAUGUGUGCAAUAUCAUAUUGAGGUUACUGUAAUAAAUGGGCUACACUAUACAUAUAAAUUAUGUUAUAUUUUGUAUAUUUGUUUAUUCUCAAUUGCAUGAAGUUUUUAUUUAUCUAUAGAGUGAAUCUGCUGGCUAGCAUAACAGAGUUUUUAACUCUAUUGUUGCUAUUAAUAUUUAUACUAUUACACUUGACAGAUAUACAGACACAAUCUGUUUGUAUUGCAUUUAAGCAAUCUUUUAAAUACAUAUAUUUGCUGUUAAGAUUUUACAAUAUUAGUUACAAAGAUAGUGAUACACAGUACAUUUGGCAUAUCUUUACACCUUUCUGUCAAACAGCAGUUUUCUAUGUACAUCUACAGUAAUGACCAUUAGUACACAAGAGUCAGUCAUAUCAGGCUUUCUCACUGACGACAACUCAAGAUGGAACAUGACGUGCAAAUAGCUUUUUCAGCAACUUCCUAUUUGUGUUUUGUUAAAAAGUCCAUGUGAGUGCUGUAACACUAUAAAACAAAACGUGACAAGAAAGCAGUGACACUUAAUUCUGCAUUUUGUAAAUAAAUUGUU
This is a messenger RNA of Sebastes umbrosus (honeycomb rockfish), 1653 nucleotides long. RefSeq names its product hydroxysteroid (20-beta) dehydrogenase 2 (gene hsd20b2). Gene Ontology annotation, cellular component: endoplasmic reticulum. NCBI's taxonomy places the organism in Eukaryota, Metazoa, Chordata, Actinopteri, Perciformes, Sebastidae. The transcript has 11 exons. The coding region runs from base 30 to 1004 and encodes 324 amino acids. Gene Ontology annotation, molecular function: oxidoreductase activity. The record is from RefSeq and is a predicted model, not a curated record.